Gavialis gangeticus (Gharial) is the source of this 5521-nucleotide messenger RNA. RefSeq names its product nuclear receptor coactivator 1 (gene NCOA1). Gene Ontology annotation, molecular function: nuclear receptor binding. The record is from RefSeq and is a predicted model, not a curated record. Gene Ontology annotation, cellular component: nucleus. NCBI's taxonomy places the organism in Eukaryota, Metazoa, Chordata, Crocodylia, Gavialidae. The transcript has 18 exons. Bases 215 to 4231 code for a protein of 1338 amino acids. Gene Ontology annotation, biological process: cellular response to hormone stimulus; positive regulation of transcription by RNA polymerase II.
GCCCUUUCCCCUUUCUGCAGAGAAGGCAGCUGACGACGAUGUCCAGAAGUCCGACAUCUCCUCCAGCAGCCAAGGAGUGAUCGAGAAGGAAUCCCUGGGGCCUCUUCUCCUGGAGGCGCUGGAUGGCUUCUUCUUUGUCGUGAACCGGGAAGGGAGGAUCGUGUUCGUGUCUGAGAACGUGACCGGCUACCUGGGCUACAACCAGGAGGAGCUCAUGAACACCAGCGUCUACAGCAUCCUGCACGUGGGGGAUCACGCCGAGUUCGUCAAGAACCUGCUGCCCAAGUCUCUCGUGAACGGAGUUCCUUGGCCUCAAGAGGCGACCCGGCGCAACAGCCACACCUUCAGCUGCAGAAUGCUGAUCCGGCCCCCCGACGAGCCAGGCGCCGAGAACCAGGAGGCCCGCCAGCGCUACGAGGUGAUGCAGUGCUUCACAGUGUCCCAGCCCAAAUCCAUCAAAGAGGAAGGAGAAGAUUUCCAGUCGUGUCUGAUAUGCAUCGCGCGGAGAUUACCUCGACCUGCAGCUGUCACCAGUACAGAGUCGUUUGUGACCAAGCAAGAUACUACAGGUAAAAUCAUCUCCAUUGACACCAGCUCCCUGCGAGCGGCAGGCAGGACUGGCUGGGAGGACCUGGUGCGGAAGUGCAUCUACGCAUUCUUCCAGCCUCAGGGCAGAGAGCCGUCAUAUGCCAAGCAGCUAUUCCAAGAAGUGAUGACCCGUGGCACGGCCUUCAGCCCAUCCUACAGGUUUACACUGAGCGACGGGACGGUGCUGAGCGCCCACACCAAGUGUAAGCUCUGCUACCCCCAGAGUCCUGAGAUGCAGCCCUUCAUCAUGGGCAUCCACAUCAUCGACAGGGAUCACGGCAUGCUCUCUCCUCCAGAGAACGCGAACUCCGCCAUGCCCCUUCCGCGGGUCAGCCCCUCGCUGAACCCCAGCAUCAGCCCGGGGCAAGGCAUGGCCCUGCCACCCACCAUCCCUCCAUCCAACGGCAGCAUGUUGGCAACCAACGUGAACCAGCAGCCAGGCUCUGGCCUCCACAGCAGCAAUUCCACCACCAGCCAGCCGAGCUUUGGGUGUUCCCCUGGGAGCCAGAUAGGAGCCAACGUUGCCUUAAGCCAGGGACAAGCGGGUCCCCAGAACAGUAACCACACUUUGAACCUCAACAGCUCACCUAUGGGCAGCCCUGGCAUGACACCGCCGCAGUUCAUGUCUCCCAGGCAUCGGGUUAGCCCAGGACUGGUCCCGCGGCCCAGAGCACCCAACAACCCUUUCUCUCCCACCAUGCCCACCAUGCACUCCCCCGUGGGCAUGACCGGCAGUGGCUGCAGCAGCGCUGGAGGUGCAGGUGGCAGCGGCAGCCGGCCCUACCCCAGCGCUCCAAUGAACUCUAUGCAGGUGCUUGGCGACAGCCCCAGCACCCCCAUGGGCUACUCCACGCCACCGCCUGUCCUGCGGCAGAUGAGCAACCAGAACUCACCCGGGCGCCUUGCCAUGCAGCCCAUGAAAACGGAGUCGAAGGACAGCAAGGAGAUCGCCUCUAUCCUGAGUGAGAUGAUCCAAUCCGACAGCGGCUCCGGGGACAGCAAGCCUCUGGACUCGGCCAUGCUUCACGCCAGUGACAGGCUCUCGGAGGGCGAUGCCAAGGGCGCCCAGGCCACCAGCCACAAGCUGGUCCAGCUCUUGGCCAGCACAGCUGAGCAGCAGCUGCGGCAUGCCGAUGCUGACACUAGCUGCAAAGAUCCCUUGUCCUGUACAGGGGCCAUGGGGACCCCGGCAUCCGGGAACCCUCCAAGCACCACAUGUCCCUCCUCCCACAGCUCGCUGACGGAACGGCACAAGAUCUUGCAUCGGCUUCUGCAGGAAGGCAGCCCCUCCGACAUCACCGCCUUGUCCAUGGAGCACGACAAGAAGGAGAAUGUGCCCAGCACCCCCACCGCCCCCACCACACACAGUCAGAUCCCGGGCACACCUGAGAUCAAACUGGAGCCAGAGGCCUUGAAGAAAAAGGACAUCAAGGAUCAUCAGCUCCUGCGCUACCUGCUGGACAAGGACGAGAAGGAGCUGGCUGCUGCCCCGGCCCUGAGCCUGGACGAUGUGAAGGUGAAAGUGGAGAAGACGGAGCAGAUGGACCCAUGCAAUACGACGCCAGCUCCGCUGACCAAACCUACAGCCGUGGAGGAAGUGAAGCUGGAAAAUCAAGGCCAGCAGGGUCCUGGCUGUGGGCUGGUCGUGCCUUCUAGACGGCUGCCCCAGUCUCCUGGCUCGCUCCCUCAACAGGGCUGGAGCAGCUGUUACGCCUUGGUGGAAGCCAGGAGAUGCUCGUUUGCCGCCGACCUCGACCAGCUCGACCAGCUGUUGCCAUCGCUGGAGAAGGCAGCGCAAAUGCCGGGCCUGUGCGGGCCAGACAGAACCGAAAGUGGCGUGGCAAUCAAACCCGAGAUGAUGGCAGCUCCGCUCCAGGCCAGCAGCAUGGCAAGGACCCCCGCGGGUCUCAAUCGAAUAUCCGAGCUGGAAUUGGGAGUUCCAGAUCACCAGUUUGGGCAGCCAGGAAUGGGCGACCAACUUCCAUGGACAGACAACACCAUGGCCUCCAUGAAUCGAGGACCUUUGAACAAACCAGAAGACCAGUGCAUCACUUCCCAGCUAGACGAGCUGCUGUGCCCUCCCACGACGCCCGAGGGUCGAAACGACGAGAAAGCCCUCCUCGAGCAGCUUGUGUCCUUCCUGAGCGGCAAGGACGAGACGGAGCUGGCGGAGCUGGAUCGAGCACUGGGGAUUGACAAGCUGGUCCAGGGAGGGGGGCUGGAAGCACUGACGGAGAGAUUCCAGCCCCAGCAAGUGACACCGCCUCUCCUCAUGGAUCAAAAGCCCGGCAUGUAUCCCCAGCCUUACUCCUCCGCUCCCACCGCCAACCUCCCCGGCCCCUUCCAGGGCAUGGUCCGGCAGAAACCUUCCUUUGGGCCGAUGCCCGUCCAGGUACCUCCGCCCCGAGGGGCUUUCCCCACCAACAUGGGCAUGCAGCCACGGCAAACCCUCAACAGGCCCCCGACAGCUCCCAACCAACUGAGACUCCAGCUGCAGCAGCGACUGCAGGGGCAGCAACAGUUGAUACACCAGAACCGGCAGGCCAUCCUGAACCAGUUUGCAGCCAGUUCCCCGGUCGGCAUCAACAUGAGGGCAGGCAUGCAGCAGCAGAUCACGCCACAGCCACCUCUGAAUGCCCAGAUGCUGGCCCAGCGCCAGCGAGAGCUGUACAGCCAGCAGCACCGGCAGAGGCAGCUCAUGCAGCAACGCGCCCUCCUGAUGAGACAGCAGAGCUUUGGGAACAACCUCCCGCCCUCGGCCGGCCUCCCGGUGCAGAUUGGGGCUGCCCGCCUCCCCCAAGCACCCCCACAGCAGUUCCCCUACCCCCCGAACUACGGUACGAGCCCUGGGAACCCACCCACCUCCACCAGCCCCUUCUCACAGCUGGCGUCAAACCCUGAGGUGGCGCUGGCCAAUCGCAACAACAUGGUGAACCGGAGCAUGAUGGGCAGCGUCGGGGGGCAGUUCGGCGCUGGGAUGACCCCACAGAUACAGCAGAACCUCUUCCAGUAUUCGGGAUCGGGCAUGGGCCAGCAGAACGAGCCCGGCUUUGCCCCCGCGCUCAGCCCCAGCAGCCCGCUGAUGUCGCCGCAGAUCCCUCCUUCCCAGAGCCCCAUGCUGCAGGCGGCCCCGCCGACCCCCGGGUACCAGUCCCCGGACAUGAAGACCUGGCAGCAAGGAACAAUGGGGAAUAACAACGUUUUCAGCCAAGCAGGGCAGAACCAGCCGGCGCCCGCCCAGCAGGGGAUGUACAACAACGUGAGCAUCACUGUGUCCAUGGCAGGAGGGAACACCAACGUCCAGAACAUGAACCCCAUGGCCGGACAGAUGCAGAUGAACUCGCUGCAGAUGCCCGGGAUGAACUCCAUGUGCUCCGAGCAGGUAAAUGACCCGGCGCUGAGACCCACGGGCCUUUACUGCAACCAGCUUUCCUCCACUGACCUUUUGAAAACAGAAGCAGACGGGGCGCAGCAGGUACAGCAGGUUCAGGUGUUCGCGGAUGUGCAGUGUACAGUGAAUCUGGUAGGCGGAGACCCUUACCUGAAUCAGCCUGGUCCCGUGGGCUCCCAGAAAAACGCAUCGGGUCCUCAGACCACGCAGGCCCAACAGAAGAGCCUCCUUCAGCAGCUACUGACUGAAUAACCCGCUUUUAAAGGAAUGUGAAAUUUAAAUAAUAAGACGUACAGAGAUAUAUAAAUAUAUAUAUUAUAUAUUUUUCUGAGAUUUUUGAUAUCUCAACCUGCAGCCAUUCUUCAGCUCGUAGUGUUUGGAGCAAAGAGGUGUUUUUUUUGUUUUGUUUUUUUUUGUCGGUGUCAUUUUGUUUCGUUUGAGGGGUUUUUUCCCUUUCCCUGUUUUUUUUUUUUUUUUCCCCCCCCUUGUUUUUUUCUUUUCUUUUUGUAAAAGGCGUCGGACGUUGGCAAAGCGACGAGGCAGGACAGUCGGUUUCUUGAGCCAAAAUUACAGAUGAUUCUUAUUUUUGUAAUCAGUUGCUGGCUUCUUAAUCUGGACGAAGGUUUCUCGGGGCCGCGGGGGAGGGACGGGGAGAAGACUGCGUCGGACGAGACUGCGUCGGAAGGAGGAGGAUUCUGUCAGUUUCAGCUGGAUCUGUCACUGAUUCGUGCCUCGGGACCCCGGGCGCGGGGGGAUGCGUGGAGGACUCGACGUCGGACUGUCAGAAACGGCCGUUCUUAUUCGCACUUAAAACAACCAACCGACCUUCUCUCCCCUCUGCCCCAGCCCGCUCGUGCGUACAAUCAGCUUUUUCUAGCAAAAUCGUGAGUUUGUCAGUUUUCAAGAUAAAAAACAGAGUAUUUUGACCCACCUUUUUUUCCAUGUUUUAUGCUGGUUUAAGGCCUCUCGGACAAGAGGGGCCCCAAAUGUGUACAUUACAACGAGAGAGGGGAAAAAAAAAUAAAACGAGAAUAAAAAAGGCAAAGGGAAAAAAGAGAGAAAAAAAAAAGAACAGUUUGGGAAAAACUGCAAUAAUUUUUAGGGGGAAGGAUGGGGGGGUGGGGCCUGUCAAUUAUUGUAGAUACAAAUUUUCUGAUUAAAUAUUAAAUAAAAUUAAGCAGUCGGUUCUUUCUGCUUGGGUUGUGUUUAACCGCUGAGGUAGCAUAAACUAUUUAAAAUAACGAGGAUGAUAAAAUAAUAAUAAGAGGAAGAAUUCAGUUACCUGCUGGGAGAUAGCUGCUUUUUUUUCCCCCUCCAGCCUCUCACUGUAAAUAGCUUGGGUCUCUUGUAUAAAUUUGGUUUUACUUUCCUUCUCUCUUUUAUUUGAGGAUUGCUCCUAAUCUCACGGUGUUCCUGACUUACCGGGGGGCAGGGCUUUUCCCCCCCUCCCCUUCUUUCUCUUUCUACAAUCGCGCUGGUGUGUGGAAACCCUGUAGCUUUGUCGAUUUGAAUAUGCAAGUUAAAAACCAACAAAGAAACCCC